AUGUCGUUUAUUCCAUAUCAACCAAACCAGCAAGAACAAUGUGUAGAUGAAUAUACUACUUCUGAUGAAGAAAUUCAUGCUCAGUAUAGUGUAAUGAACGUUACUACUAAAGAUAGCAUGGCUGAUGAUGAGUUGGAAGAAAUAGAAGACAACUUUUCCAAUUUGAUACUUGAGGAGGAAGACUUUCAGCUAGAAGAGGGUUAUCUUGUACCUGAAGCUGCAAAGAAGGCAAGUAUUCCUCCUUUCCCAGAUUUAAGAAUCUCGGUCAAUGCAGUUUAUAAGCAUAUGAGGACAAAAUGUAAUUUAUAUUUAAGGAGAGCUGAGAUUCUUCGUGAAGAACGAGAUCCUGAUACGACAAUUUGA
Molecule: messenger RNA, 363 nt
Organism: Cokeromyces recurvatus
Lineage: Eukaryota; Fungi; Mucoromycota; Mucoromycetes; Mucorales; Mucoraceae
Exons: 4
Coding region: 1-363 (120 amino acids)
Source: RefSeq, a predicted model, not a curated record